AUGGCUGCCAGUCUGCCAAACCUAGACGCAACGAACAGCGAAAUCAUGUCGCAGCCAGAAGAUUUGGUGACCAUUCCAAAGACUUCGUCCUCCUCGCAGUCGAUAAAUGAUUCGACGUCAAACGGCGAUUCCUACGAACAGGCGGAACCCUCCCAGCUGGAGAGUUCGGGAACAACGCCAAAGGUCGUCAUGGAUCCUAGAAGGAGGAUGUCGAACUUGUUGAAAGAUAAAGAAAAGGAGUGGACAGCGGUAGCGGAGAAAAAGGGGCCCCUACGUCUACUGGAUUUGCCAAUGGAUGUGCUCAAGGAGAUCGUGAAAGAGGUGACUCAUACAAAUGAUUUGACUGCCUUAGCACUGACGCAUUCGGCCCUUCAUAAUCUCGCGAUCCCACACAUCUACUCGCGAUUCGACAUUGUCUGGCCAGAUGCUCAUGCUACAACAGAUCCACGAACUGGUGUAGACGCACUCACUUAUGGACUCGCUACGCUCUGUAUGGGAGACAUCUAUCCAAAUCAUUCUCGGCAACAAUCAUUCACCUGCACGAGCUGUGGAGCAGUCAAUGCCACUGAAUGUAAUCAUGAGCUGAAAUUGGGGUUGACAAACGGGCAACGGCGUUUGGGCAACCAGUAUCCCCAAUUCACACGAAAGUUCUCUUUGGGCAACGGGCCAUCAGACUGGGUUCAGGAAUAUCUAAUCACCAAGGAAAGCGGGAAGAUGCUUGGAACACUGGUGGCUUUAGCAGUCGCACGCAUGGUCAAUCUUGAGGCUUUCGUUUGGGAUAUGCCUACAGGCGUGCUGAGAGAUGUUUGGCUUGCAUUAUCUUCUUUACCUAGAUGGAGUUCCGAUGAAGAUUGCCGCCUCGAGCGAGUCUGGGUAAGAUGGCAUGACAACUCAGACCCAGCCAACGCAACUGUGGCUCAGCCAUCAGGAUCUGCUGCUACCACCACUCCCCAGAUGCUGAGUGGCAGUACGAUGACUGCCAUUGGAUGGACCCUUCCCCCCGGUUUUACGAAUACUCCAACUGCUCCACGUUCAUAUGCCCUGAGCCCUGUAGAAUACCCGACUCUGAGUGUCCUCCCUCCGUUGAAAAGCUUGUCCGUUCUGGACAUCGACGAGCUUGAUUACCUCGAUGAGAUGAGCGUGUUGAUUGCAAAAUCCAAAGACCGCCUCCGAGAACUCCGCGUCGGCAUCUCUCAGAAAGCUAUCACCAGAGACUUCGCAAUACCAUGGGACGGGCAAGACUUACACCAGGUUGACCACAAAGCACAAUGGCCAGGAGCGAGCACAGUGGGAGAGAGGCGGCUUGGAGGAGUUUUGGGGAUCCUCUUGGGCCGUAUCUAUGAUAUCCGGAAGAAGCACAGGACACCAAAGCCGAACAGACAGGACUGGAGCACGACGCCACCCUCUACCUCGUUGCCUGCAGAAGCCCCUCAAAACAUGGCAGAGGUACCCUUCCCAAUUGACACACAGACUGACGACAGCCUGCUCAAUCAAACAUCACAAACCCUGGUAUUUACCGCACCGGGUAUUGUAGAGUGGCAGGAGAAUAAAAUACCACCUUUGCUCUCAGAAGCACCAUCCCCUGCAAGCAAUUUCAACACACAGGACCAAUCUCUCCCUCAGGCUUCUGAUGAACUAGGGUACACAACGCCUUCGGCUGUCCCAACAGCACCGAUGGACUCAACACACUCUGACUAUCACUCUCUUAACACCCUCAUUUCUGCCCAUACACCACCUUCAUCAGCGGGCGUGCCCAUACAUGACAUGCUACAGUCAGGCUUGGUUACGGAUCUUCCGCUGCGACGAGCCCCAGCGCAGCAAGCAAGACAUAAACAUCUUUCUAAUGCUUCCUCUAAGGAGCGGGAGAGACUUGACGGGAAAUUGAGGCUGCAGACUCUAGAGCUAGAGCGUAUUCCUUUAUCGGUUGCAGUACUACAAAAAGGCUUUGACUGGUGUGUGCUCACAAAUUUGACAAUUUUAGACUGCACCCAACAUGAUAGGCUAUGGAUUAUGUUGCGGCGACACUUCCAACCUUCCCCUACAGGUGCUACUUCCUCCAAGCAUGCGUCAGGCGUCAGUCUGCAAUACCAUCUCAACCUGAAAAAGAUUCAUACGGAUGCUGCUACUCCAUCACUUAUAUCGUUUUUGAAGGAAACCUUGGCACCGAACACAUUGGAAACUUUGUUCCUCCAAGAUCGAAGACGCUCUAACACGGCCAGUGUUACAAUUGAUGCCAUAUAUAAGGGCCCCCUAAAGAGACAUCGUGGAAGCAUCAAGAAACUUUUGCUGGACAGCUCAGACAAGAUUCCUCGUAGUCCAGCAAGCUCAUCUGACAAUACAAGAUACAGAGCUUGGAUGCCCAAUCGUGACGUACUGAACUUUAUCACCAGUGGCCGUAUGUCAAACCUCCGAGAACUAAGUAUUGCAAUUGACUACAAAGACUGGCAUCAAUUUCUUCAACGCUUGCCAAACAUUUCCCAUUUGCGGUCGCUCAAUAUUCCUUUUAUUGCCGACCAUGUUACGACUGCCUUUGAUCCAAAAGAAUUGGCUCUACAGGUCGUCGAUGUAAUUGUAUUUAAACCGGAGUUGGAGCUGUGCUACAUGGGCGUUGCACAUAAAUGUUUUGAGAUUUUGGAGAACCGUCCGCACGAAGAGAAUCAUGGGGCUGCCGAGGCACAUUCUCAUAAUGGGAAUGGUGGACCUGGCGGUGUACUAAUAGAUGAGGAUGAGGAUGAAGAAGAAGAAGAUGCAAGUGAUGACGAGGAUGAUGACGAAGAGGAGGAUGACAAUGGCACAGCGAUUGCACCAGUCGACCCCGACGAGACAGAAUCCGAAGUCUCUGAUCACGAAGGUACUUCCGAUACAAGCUCUUGGGAUGGAUCUGAUGAUGGCGAAUCGGGAGGCAUUAGACUUCGCCUGCGGGAAAUCCUCUUCUACGACGAUAAGGUCGCCAUAUUCAAAGCUCGUCACGGUAAACUCUGA
Glarea lozoyensis ATCC 20868 is the source of this 2982-nucleotide messenger RNA. RefSeq lists its product as uncharacterized. Lineage: Eukaryota; Fungi; Ascomycota; Leotiomycetes; Helotiales; Helotiaceae. The coding region runs from base 1 to 2982 and encodes 993 amino acids. The transcript has 4 exons. The record is from RefSeq and is a predicted model, not a curated record.